GGGCGUGGCCUCAGCGGGAGUGGCUGGCGGUAGCUAGGCGCGGGUGGCGGGAAGGAAAUACGCCGGCGGGAGUGUGCUCGCUUCCUUCUCGCAACCGGAACUGGUUCGGCAAUCUUGGCUGGCUGCUCCUGCUUCGGGAGAAGUUGUAAACUGCUCUGAUUUCUGCCUCUUUUUCCUUUCCUCCGCUCUUCCCAGAGGUGAAAGGUCGAAGCUUGGAUAGACACACCUUCAGGGCCCCCAAAGUCCACGGCCACAGGGACUCUCUCCAUUACUCUCCGGAUUCACUCGUUAAAACUCCUUUUUGGGAGUCUUGGCUCUGGGUUAGCAGAUGCCACAGCCCUGCCUCUUGAUGGAGUGUGAAUCCAGUCCAAGGGAAGAGGAGAUCCCGCCCCUCUUUUGGGGUCUGGAUCCUGUGUUUCUAGCCUUUGCAAAACUCUACAUCAAGGAUAUCCUGGAGAUGAAGGAGUCCCAACAAGUGCCAGGUACAUAUUUUUACAACGGGCAUCCAAUAAGGCGGGUAGAUAUCAUGGGAGCUGUCAUCAGCGUGAAAGAAAGAGAGACUUUCUACAGCUACGGAGUGGACGAUGCCACUGGGGUUAUAAACUGCGUCUGCUGGAAGAAGCUGAGCAACGCUGAGUCUUCCUCAGACCCAGCUAUUCUGAGCACUGCGAGAGAGCUUAGCAUGACAUCACAGCUUAAGAAGCUGCAGGAGACCAUCGAGCAGAAAACCAGGAUAGGGAUUGGAGAUAUCAUCCGAGUCCGAGGCUCUGUGCGCAUGUUCCGAGAAGAGCGAGAGAUCUGUGCCAACAUUUAUUAUAAGGUGGACGAUCCAGUGUGGAACAUGCAAAUCGCAAGGAUGCUUGAGCUGCCCAAGCUCUACCAGAAGGUGUACGACCAGCCCUUCCGUAACCCAGCCCUACAGGAGGAGGAGGCACUAAACAAUAAAGACAAUUUGGAUCUCGCUGGCCUCACGUCUUUGCUGAGUGAGAAAAUUAAAGAAUUCCUCCAGGAGAAGAAAAUGCAAAGCUUCUACCAGCAGGAGUUAGAGACAGUGGAGUCUUUGCAGUCUCUGGCCAGUCGGCCUGUGACCCACAGCACGGGCUCGGACCAAGUGGAGUUAAAGGACAGUGGCACUUCUGGCGUAGCGCAGAGAGUGUUUAAGAAUGCUCUCCAGCUGCUUCAGGAAAAAGGACUCGUGUUCCAGAGAGACAGUGGCUCUGAUAAGCUGUACUACGUAACCACCAAAGACAAAGACCUGCAGCAGAAGAUCUACCACAUCAUUAAGGAAGACUGUCAGAAACCAAACCAUAUGGAGAAGGGCUGCCACCUGCUACACAUCCUGAACUGUGUGCACCUCAACCUCCGCUGGGACCUGAGCAAGGCUGUGCUGCAGCGGGUGCUGGAGCUCCUGGAGGACCAGAGUGACAUCGUCAGCACCGCGGACCACUACUACGCGGCCUUCUGAGCAGAGCCGCGGAGCAAAGCGGGAGGCUCUACCCUAGGUUCUGCUCACAGGCCCAGUAAAGACUUACACAUCCCAUAGUAAGCUCUGAUAAGUCACAGGAAAAUAGGACUGAGACAGAUGGCUCUGAUGUCAGCCAUGACACACACAAGCCCUCCUUGUCAGCUCCCUGGCUGGACUUCCCAUCACUCAGAACAGAAUGGGAGAAAACGGUGUUGCUGGUUUAAUCACUGUGUCUGAAUUCAGGGGCCCCGUCUCGAUAGAGGGGCAUCCCAGGGCGAAGGCUCCUCCACAUCUGAACUGGAGCAGAAAUAGCAGACUACACCGUCUGAAAACGUCACACUCCAAGCUACCACAUACAUCCCCACCAGGCUCCCCUGAUGUGUCAAGAGCUCGUAUAGGCGCAUCGUCUCCUACAGUAAUUGACGUUUGCCUCAGUUUCCUGGGACUUCAGCAGUAGCGGUGAGGGCUGCUGAGGCUUGCAGAUCUGCAUUGAAGAAUAAAAACUCCAAUGCAUGGCUUGGCAUUUC
Mus musculus (house mouse) is the source of this 1992-nucleotide messenger RNA. It is a transcript of the gene Stn1, whose product is annotated as STN1, CST complex subunit. The transcript is spliced from 10 exons. NCBI's taxonomy places the organism in Eukaryota, Metazoa, Chordata, Mammalia, Rodentia, Muridae. Gene Ontology annotation, biological process: regulation of DNA metabolic process; telomere maintenance via telomere lengthening; negative regulation of telomere maintenance via telomerase. The record is from RefSeq and is marked validated. The coding region runs from base 329 to 1465 and encodes 378 amino acids. Gene Ontology annotation, molecular function: single-stranded telomeric DNA binding; single-stranded DNA binding; telomeric repeat DNA binding. Gene Ontology annotation, cellular component: CST complex; nucleus; nucleoplasm.